This is a messenger RNA of Trematomus bernacchii (emerald rockcod), 2659 nucleotides long. Its product is annotated as sodium/potassium/calcium exchanger 2-like. Gene Ontology annotation, molecular function: calcium, potassium:sodium antiporter activity; calcium channel activity. Gene Ontology annotation, biological process: long-term synaptic depression; long-term synaptic potentiation; intracellular calcium ion homeostasis. The record is from RefSeq and is a predicted model, not a curated record. Gene Ontology annotation, cellular component: membrane. The coding region runs from base 457 to 2397 and encodes 646 amino acids. NCBI's taxonomy places the organism in Eukaryota, Metazoa, Chordata, Actinopteri, Perciformes, Nototheniidae. The transcript is spliced from 12 exons.
CACGCCGCACCAUGCGCCUCGCCACGGGGACUGAUGUUGGGCUGUUUGGGUCGCAGAGGAUGAUCCAGCUGGAAGGGCGAAGGCACAAUUGAAGGGCAGACAGGCAGAAGAGUUGUCAGUGUGGAACAGGCAGUGCAGGCUGCGCAUCAUUUAAAAGUCAAACAGGAGGACAGGAUGUGUGUGUUUCUGUGUGUUUCCUGAGCAGCAGCGUCAUAGCGUUUACCACUGACUGCAGGCAAGUGAUGACAGUAAACCGUCGGCCUUCGUGGUGUUUUUCUCAUGUGAAAGCAGCAGGUUUCCCGAUUAGGCUAAUAUGAGGACAUCAUUUGGCAAACCAGACCCUGGAAAGCACCUGCAAUCUUUUCCCCUUGUUUGAAACUGAAGACAACAUCAUGUGUUGUCCCCGGUAAAACCCGCCCAGACAUUCAGAGUGAGGACCCCACGCGCUGCUCAGACAUGGGCUCAGAUCAACCCGGCAUGCAUUCACUAGAGAAAAGGCCGGCGUCGGACGCCGCCUGCAAGCGGCACGCCUACCGCUGUCUGAGGAAGAAGCUGAGGCCAGUGCGGAUCGUAGGGUUCGUCCUCAGCCUGGUGGCCCUAAGUGCUGUCUCCUUCAGUGCCUUCACCUGGAACUCAAGGGGGGUCAGUGAGCCGGUGCUCCCCCAGGAGUCGGCCCCCCACAGGACUCUUCUUUCCACCCAACACCAGAGGGACGCCAAUGUCUCAGCCGACAUGCCACUAGCCAUGAAAUCUACAGCAGGGAACAACGAGAGCAGUGGGGAUUACCCUCCAGACCUUUUCACCCUUCAGGAGAGGCGCCAAGGAGCGGUGGUCCUCCACAUGUUCGGCAUGAUCUACAUGUUCAUCGCCUUAGCCAUAGUGUGCGACGAGUUCUUCGUCCCUGCGCUGACCGUCAUCACGGAGAAGCUGACCAUUUCCGAUGACGUAGCGGGCGCCACCUUCAUGGCGGCUGGCGGCUCGGCCCCAGAGCUCUUCACCUCCAUUAUCGGGGUCUUCAUCUCACACAGCAACGUGGGCAUCGGGACCAUUGUAGGCUCGGCCGUCUUCAACAUCCUCUUUGUGAUUGGGAUGUGCGCCAUCUUCUCCAAGGAGAUCCUCAACCUGACUUGGUGGCCCCUGUUCCGCGACGUCUCCUUCUACAUCCUGGAUCUGAUAAUGCUCAUCAUCUUCUUCCUGGAUAACUUCAUCUCCAUUUGGGAAAGUAUAGCGCUGCUGUCCGCCUACGCCGCCUACGUGAUCUUCAUGAAGUGCAACAGCACGGUGGAGAGAUUUGUCAAGGGUUGCAUGCACAAGAACCAAGUGGUAGAAGUAGAAGUACAGCCAAAGGAUGAGAAGACAAUUCCUGUGACGCCAGAGGAUGAAAGCAAGUUGUCGGCCCGGCCUCGGCUUCAGAGGGGGGGGAGCUCCGCCUCCCUGCACAACAGCCUGAUGAGGAACAGCAUCUUCCAGCUCAUGAUCCACACGCUGGACCCUUUAAGUGAAGAAUUUGCUGACUCUGAGCUUGGGACUUAUGGGAAACUAAAAUAUUAUCACUCAAUGACUGAGGAAGGUAAAUUCCGAGAGAAGGCAUCCAUCCUUCAUAAGAUCGCUAAAAAGAAAUGCCAAGUGGAGGACAGUGAAAAGGCCAACGGAGUGGCCAGCCGCUCUGAUAAAAACCUCCCCAACAGCUCCAGCGUGGAAGUGGAAGUGACACCACCCAUGAACGGCACCGCAGUUCAAGAAGGUCAAGAAACGGCUGAGGAUGAGGAGGAGGACGACCAGCCUCUGAGCCUGUCCUGGCCCGACUCCUGCCACAAGCGCAUCACGUACCUCCUCAUCAUUCCCAUCGUCCUCCCACUGUGGUUAACGCUGCCCGACGUCAGGAAGCCGACUGCCAAAAGGUUCUUUCCCAUCUCCUUCAUCGGUGCCAUCUGCUGGAUUGCAGCAUUCUCCUACUUAAUGGUGUGGUGGGCUCACCAGGUUGGAGAGACCAUCGGGAUUACGGAGGAGAUUAUGGGCCUGACUAUAUUAGCAGCUGGAACGUCCAUCCCUGACCUCAUUACCAGUGUCAUCGUGGCACGCAAGGGGCUGGGGGAUAUGGCUGUCUCCAGCUCCGUCGGCUCCAACAUCUUCGACAUUACAGUAGGACUGCCGUUCCCCUGGCUCUUGUGGUCCUUUAUCAACAACAUGUCUCCGGUGAAAGUCAGCUCCAACGGCCUCUUCUGCGCCAUUGUGCUCCUCUUCAUCAUGCUCCUCUUCGUCAUCAUCUCCAUCGCCGCCUGUAAGUGGCGCAUGAGCAAGAUGCUGGGCUUCAUCAUGUUCAUGCUGUACUUCGUCUUCCUGGUGCUCAGCGUCAUGCUGGAGGACAAGGUCCUCACCUGUCCCGUGUCCAUCUGAGGAGCCACUUUCUGUCCCUCGUCACCGCCACAACCACCGCCGACACCACCACCCUCCAUGUCUGCCAUCGCCCCCCCUCCCCCACCCCACGACCCGUGUGAUACUUUACUCCAGGAAUAAAAGAAGAAGAAGGACGACAGGACAAGAAAAAUAAUACAAAACAUUUUUAAAAAGAGCAGGUGGUGGUGGGGGCGGGGUUGGAAAUGGCACAAGACUUUGGCUUGGCUGGUUUAGCAUAGUGGAUUUUUAUUUUGUAUUAUUA